Larimichthys crocea (large yellow croaker) is the source of this 3993-nucleotide messenger RNA. It is a transcript of the gene msrb3, whose product is annotated as methionine sulfoxide reductase B3. The transcript is spliced from 7 exons. Gene Ontology annotation, molecular function: peptide-methionine (R)-S-oxide reductase activity. Lineage: Eukaryota; Metazoa; Chordata; Actinopteri; Sciaenidae. Gene Ontology annotation, biological process: response to oxidative stress; protein repair. The record is from RefSeq and is a predicted model, not a curated record. Gene Ontology annotation, cellular component: cytoplasm. Bases 2841 to 3410 code for a protein of 189 amino acids.
UGUGACUGUCUGUCUCAUGGCUGUCCUCCUCAGACGUGGGCUCUUCGCCCUGCAUCAUGCCUUUGGGCAAGGCAGCAGCUCAGUCUGCUCCUCUGCACUGCCUGCUGCUUUUCUAGGUAACGAUGGACAUCUUCGUUUGGCCUGAGCACGCUCCUUGUCCAGGCAAUCCAUUUUAUUUGGGUGGACCCUCUACAGAAGAAAUAAUAAAUUCAUAAUUAUUUUUGUGGUCCCCAACUCCUUAAAAGUAGCUGUUGUCUGUGUAAAUAAGCCUUAAAACAGAUUUGUGUAAACUUCCUGUCUGGUAAGCUAGGCCAUGAAAUGACAAUAUCCAAGUUAUACUGCUCUCUAAUGAGAGUUGAUAUUAUAGGCACUCAUCAGAUAUGACUGUAGCUAUGGAAAAUAAAGAGGCCAAUAAAGUUAUAGCUGAAAUAUUUUUCUCAACAAAUUUAGUUGACACUUGUCUUGAUAGGGGUCCGUGUACCUUCCGUUUAUUGAGAGGCGAAAACACAAGUUAAAUCACUAAGUAAUUAUGUUGGUAGGCUUACACGAUUAAAACACUAUGUUUUUGGUCUUUUGACCUACACGCUUUUGAUUAAAAAAUGAUCAUAAAUAAUGUAAAAAAUAAUGAUAAUAAAUAAAUGAUUUCACUUGCAUACUGCAGGAUGGAAAUGAAUGAUUAUUCACCUGAAUGUGGGUUCGUAGGUUUGUGUUCGAUGUCUUGGAUGUGGACAACAGUUUUGUUUUUGGCUGGCAGAGCAAACAUUUAAACACGUAUUUUUUAUCUGAAACUUCGGUAAGUCUCAUAUAUUUGUUAAGAUAAGGCCACGGUGAUGUAAGGUCAGUUGACUCUUGGCGGUCACGUUCUCCUCCCGUCUCCUCCUCUUCCAUCCUCUGUAUUGUCUAUUGUGUGUGUGUGUGCAUAGGAAAGAAAUGUGUGUCGUUCUGCGAGUUCAGUUCCACUGCCGUAGGCUGCGCAUGCGCAUGAUUCGAUAGGCAGACACAGACAGUGGAGGCAGAAUGGAAGGUCGUGCAUGAACAUGACUAACAACCUGAAACUUUAUUUCACUGUAAUUGUUGUUUCAACAACAUAGGCAUAACAAACCCGUUUUCUGUUCUCAGUCAUAUCCUGGUAUUUGUAGCUUUUGCGGACGCUACGUCGCUACUUGAUCAAAAAAACAACUUAACUACAGGAAAGUUACUUGAUUCAUAAAGCAGCGACGCUACGGCCAAGCUACUGGAAAAUGUAGUUUAACUAAUAGCUUCGCUACAUGUAGCGGCGCUACUGCCCAUCACUGACUAAAAGUCAUAUCUCGUAAUUUUUUAACUGAAUGGCGAUACUCAAUAUAUAUUGAUGUUUUUUCUGUUGCCGGAUAAUUUCAUACAUCUACUUUUCAGACCCUCUAGCCAUUUGUUUUUUCCCUAAAAGCGACUAACGACAAAUCUAGUGACUUUUUCUGGAGUUAUUGGAGACUCUGACAUGACGACAUCAACGAGCAGCCGGAGACCUGGACAGAGGGAGAGGAGAAAUAAAAGCGAACUGGCGGCUCAAGGAAAGAAAUAUAUAGUCAUUUUAAUGCAAAAAAUAUAUAUCGAUGUUAACGAUAUGGUCUUAUGCUAUAUCGUGUUUGAAAAUAUAUCGAUAUAGAUUAAAAUAUCGAUAUAUCACCCAGCCCUGAUCUGCACCCUACCAUCCUGGGCCUGAAAGCCUCCUCUUCCUGGUGGUCCAAGGCACCUCUGGUACAAACACCAACUCUUUGCUCUGAGCUCAAAGUCUGGGUAACCUGGAUAACAAACUAAGCUAACAUGAGCUAACAGCAGCUACAGUUUGCAGCAGUUUACUUCACUAUCCAUCAGGAAACUCUGUAAAUCAGAGAGAGUUGAGGCGGAGCAGCUGGAAGACAUAGAGGGAAAACCAGAAAACAUGUUCUACAUAAAAUAUGAUCCACUUUCACCAAAAUGAAAUAGUUCUGUUAGUACUGUAAAGCAUGGGGGUGUGGCCUCAACUCAGAAGGAGUGAAGGAGUGACUGACCACUGCUCAGUGUAUCAGGAACAGUUAGCUGGUAGUUGUCUGUGUCUGAAAGUAAGUGAGUCUGCUGAAGCGUUGACAGUAAGUAGAAGUAUAUUUAUGUAACCCUGUUAUAGCUAAGCUAGCAUCUGUGUUGUUGUCAACGGUUUAGAGACAAUAACUCUCGCAGCACUUCCAUGUUUGUCUUUAGGUGGAGUGCCAGUGUGUCGGAUCAUCAGCCAGCCAGCCACCUCUUGCUGUGUACCUUCUCUUUCAGCUUUAAACAGUCUUUCUUUGUUUAACAUUGCUGUUUUGUUUUUUUUACUUGAAUCUUGGUGGUUAGGCUACUCCAGCCUACUGCACACAAGCUAUCUGCAAGAGUCUAUUGUGCUUGUGUCUAUUUCCUUUUCAACAAAAAGGGAGAAGAAAACGUGCCACAUGUACUCUUGCCUCUCGCUCUCAAUUAUGCCAAUAGGGAGUGCCAGUGGAGCAUAAUAACUAAGCGGAGUAGUUAUCCUAAUGUUGUCAGUGUGUCUUUGUUUCUUAAUGAUUCUCUCUCUCUCUCUGUAUUCUCUCUGUAACUCAUCUGUUUUUUUCAAGGUGUGUGCCUGUUAACCAAUAUACUUCAAACUUUGCAUGAACAGUGAGAGUCCCAAACAGUCCUUAUGAGCAGCACUUAUUCCACAUCUCUCCUCUAAUGGUGUUCAGUACCCUGACUUGUAUUGUCUUGUGAUGUUUCUCCAUCUGUCUGCUCCCCUUCAUCCAGCCCUAUCCUAGUAGCCCUACCGCAGGGUGUUUGGUUCUCGUGGUGGGUGAAGUACCUCUUCAGCAAUCAUGUCGGGCUUCAAUCUGCUGCAUCUAAUAACCAAGGGCCAGCCUGUAGCUCUGAAGUCCUGCAGUCUUCCUUCAGGAGCAUGUAGAUCUAAAAAGACGUGGCCAGUAAGCUUUCCUCAGGAGGAACUGAGGAAACGUCUCACACCAAUCCAGUACCAUGUUACCCAGGAGAGAGGAACGGAGAGUGCCUUCACUGGAGAGUUUGCACACCAUAAAGAUGAGGGGACCUACACAUGUGUUGUCUGUGGGGCACCACUGUUCAGCUCCAACACUAAAUUUGACUCAGGAUCAGGCUGGCCAUCCUUCUUUGAUCUUGUGAAGGAAGAGUCCAUCACGCGGUCAGAUGAUUUCUCCUAUGGGAUGCACAGAGUGGAGACCACCUGCAGCCAGUGUGGAGCUCAUCUGGGGCACCUGUUUGAUGAUGGACCAAAACCCACAGGAAAACGCUACUGCAUUAACUCAGCCUCAUUGGCUUUUCAGCCCAAACAAGAGACUCUCUCAACCUUUACCUCUGCAGAUGAGGGUGGAGCUGCCUGCAACUCAGUGGGUAAUGGGAAAACUGAGCUCUGAAAGAAAGACUCAAGAUCUACCGCAUAAUUACUGUGCCUGUGUACUGUAGCACCUACUGUACAUAAAAUAGUUUGUAUAGAUAGGUUUGUGUUUUUGAGCCACAGUGUGAAGAAUGAAAGGAAGAAAGGUACUUUCCAAAGUACACUCCACAGUGGACGCUUCCAAACAAACAGCCAUUUUGUAACCACAGUCAAAGCUGCAAAAAAAACAAAAACAACUAUAUAUAAUAUAUAUAUAUAUAUUAUAUAUAUAUAUAUAUAUAAUAUAUAUAUAUAUAUAUAUAUAUAUAGAUAUCCAAGUUUAGACACAUAAAAUGCAGAACUUUUGAUACUCCAGCUUAAAAUAUUUUAUUACAGUAAAUUUUCGAAGUGAUAUUUGAUACCGAGAGGUUGAUUCAAUGAAGCUGACUAUGCAAGUUCUACACAGGCAGUGAUAGAGCAUGCUGUGUUGUAUUGUGGACAAAUAAUUCACUGUGGUUUUUAGCUUACUUCUCGUAAUGUUUUGUUAUUUAGUUCUCUUCACUAGGAAAAACAGCUUGCAUUAAAACUGUCAAUGCGUGAAUAAAAUAUCUAAGAACACUGAA